GUUCAUAGCUCGUUUAGCUUUCGUCGAGUGUACAUACAUAGAUAGAUACAUACGAGACCAUACAUACCUACGUAAUUUCGAGUGAGAGACAAAAUAACGAGACGGUAGAAGAAGGAGUAUAGACUGGCAACGCAGUAACCGAUUGGAAACUUUCGAGAGAACAUCGAGCGCGUUUGCUAUAUCGUAAUACGUUACAAGAAUCGAAAACUCGUAGGAAGUCCUUUUUUCUUUUUCUUGUUGUCCUUCUAUUUGUUUUUCUUUUUUUUUUCUUUUUCCAUUUCCUCUCUUCGACAUCUCAUAUACGAACGACCUCUACGAGCAAAGACAUUCAUUCAGUCGAUAUUCUCGCUCACACGCGAACGGAUCGUCGGAGAAUAAAAUAUUUUUAUUUUCGCGUCUCUUCGUUGUUACGUCGCGUGAUAAUAAUAAAAGAUAACAAAAAAAAAAAAAAGAAAAAGAAAUAAAAAGAGCAAGCAAGUAUUCUGUAUUUUCGAUAAAAAUCUUCAUGAGAUUGAUUUUAUUGAUAUAUCAAAUAUCAACGUGUGAUAACAGACCUGAAAGCAGUUUUAUUUAAUCAUGCGAUUGAUAACGACCGAUAGAUUAUACUUUAUUUUGACAUUAUGGAUAUGGAUCACCACCGAUCAAGCCCUAGGACAACAACCCAACGAAUCUGUACCUUCUGUUAUCUUAGGUGGCAUUGGUAAUGUCGCUUCCAGUGCUACAAAUUUUCUAUCCGGAGUCGUGCAACGACAGAAAGACCUGUUGCAUCGCGUGACCGACACCGCCACAGAUUACAUCGUUAGUGCGGUGGAAAGACCAAGGAUUUUAUUGAUCAAUGCAACGAGAGCUACAACGGGAAUUAUCGACAGUGCAGCGUCGAAAGGACUCGAAUUCAAGCUUCGAAGAUUCAUCGAGAAGUUACGUUCGCGAAUGCGUUACGGUAUACCAGAAUUGGAUAUACCACCGCUCGAACCAUUUCAUCUCGAUGGAGUUCGCAUCGACACCGAUAAUCCAGAAAUUGGAAACAUCAGUGCCAUUAUCACCGACUUAACGGUUUACGGAUUAUCAACGUUCAUUAUCGAAAGUGCGAAACUCUCUUUGAUCGGUCCAAGCAUAUCCGUAAAUCUUUUGUUUCCGGAACUAUAUGCAACCGGUGAUUACAACGUAUCCGGUAUACUCGGCGACAUGUUUACGAUAUUUGGUUCUGGCCCUUUCAAAGCAACGAUCUACGAGUUUCGUUUACAAUUUACAGUUGUAUUGGGUUACUCGAGGGGUUUGUAUAUAAAAGAUUUCGAUCUCGACUUCGCGUUGACGUCCGUCUUGUUCGAUAUUGAAAAUUUUAUGGGAGGUGACGAGGUUGGAAGGAUCAUGAACAAGGUCUUUCAAGAACUCACUCCGCAGGUAGUGGAAAUCAUUAAGCCGGACAUACUUCCAGGAAUCAAGAGUUACGUGGCGAGCAGAGCCAACGAAACUAUCCAACAUUUAACCAUGAGAGACUUGUUUAAUAUUCUCUUGGGAGAAAACGAAAUUCGAGAUAUCGCUCAUUUAAUCAUACCGUGAUAUAUAUAUGUGUGUAUAUAUAUAUGUAUUUAUGUGUAUAUAUAUAUAUAUAUAUAUAUAUAUAUAUAUAUACAUAUAUAUAUAUAUGCGUUCUUCCUUCCUUCUUUUUCCAAAGGAACAUUUUAUUUUCUCGUCCUUUUCAUUAAUUUUAUUUGAGUAUUAUUUACUUUAUUUCUUUUGUCUACUCUUUCGAUUGGAUUUGAAAGAAUAAAGUAGAUACAUCGGAUGCGAUAAUAAGAUUUUCCUAAGACGAUCUAACGAUCGAUAGCUAUUAAUUACGACCAAGAUGAUGUUUUUAAAAUUUCAAGAAACGAUCGAUUAAUUAUACCGACGUACAUUUUUUUGUUCGUUCGUUCGUUCGUUCCUUUAUACGUUCUUUUCUCUUUAUUUUUAUUUUUUAUACUACGAUUUUACGUGUUACGAUUUUAUUAUUAUAAUAUAAUAAAAUGUUUCAUUAAACAGAUCAUUUUUUUUUUUUUUUUUUUAUCGAAAGACACGUAGUGCAUGUAGGAUUUGUUGCGUCUUACGAAAGACUUUGACACCAUUGCGUGUUGCAUUACUCGUCCAAAUUGUAUUUUCGAAAGAGACGAACGAAACGACACAUACACACACGUCGGAUAUUUAAUUCAAUAACUUAUGUAUAUCAUAGUUACUAUUACUAUUGUGUUACGAUUCUAACACAUUUCUAAGUGAUUGAUAAGGUAAGCGAAAGUUCACAAGUGUGUCCUUCGAACUCAAUGAGUGAGCAAACGAACGAACGAACGAACGAACGAAUAAUGAACGAAUGAACGAUCAAUCGGCGAUCGAUAUUUCUUAGGUAGAUAAGAUUUUCCUAGAUAAAUAGUUUGAAACUAAUAUAAUAUAUACGAUUUCUUUAAAGAUUCUUAUUUUCCUAGGCUGUGCAAAUCGUUAGAGAAAAAAUGCAGAAGAAAAAAAGAAAAAGAAAAAAACAAGAAAAAAGAAUGAAAAUACGUAUAUACGUACAUACAUGAAUACAUGCAUACAUAUAUAUAUAUAUAUAUAUAUAUACAUAUCAUAUAUAUAUGUGUAUAAGUAACGUAUCGAAAUGAUAAUAAUGACCUUCAAAUUAUCUAAAUCGAUCGUAGUAUAGGGAAAGAAAAAGAUCAUAGGAUAAUAAACUGCGAUCAAUGUUUCUCUAUUAACAAUGACGAUCUUCUCUCUCUUUUUCUCUCUCUUCCUCCAUACCUCUUUCUCUCUCUCUCUCUCUCUCUCCUUCUCCUCAAAUUAUCUAUCUGUCUCACGUGUAAUUUCUCUCGAGAUUACACAAUCGACUCUAACGAGAUACGGUUGUCACAUAUAAGUCAUUGCCUAACAUAUAAAUACGUAUACAGAUAGGCUAUACCCACACACACACACACACCCACUAUACAUACCUACAUAUAUAUAUAUACUCAUAUGUAUAUACUCUUAAUACACAUAUACUCUUAAAGAAUUUAAUCAUCCCAAAAUGUAAUGACCAAACGACUCGCAGUUUAUUUACAAGAGUGAGACAAAAUAAACAGACGUAUCGUAUCAACUCGAAAAGUCUCCCCUCUAACUCCCUUUCUAUCUUCGGAAAUCAAUGAUAAAGAAUUUAAUGCGCGCACAAAUUAGUAUCUUACGAUACUCGAACGUUUGUUGAAGGAGACAGAGAGAGAAAGAGAGAGAGAGAGAGAGAGAGAGAGAGAGAGAUCGAUUGCUAUUAAUAUAAUUUUCAUGUGAAAGAUAUACACACAUACACAUACAUUCACACAUCGAAAAGGACACAUCAUUUUGAGAUAUAUACGUAUAUAGAUAUAUAAUAUCAGCGAACGUGUUCAGUUAUUAAAUUCUAUAUUCUUUUUUCA
This is a messenger RNA of Vespula vulgaris, 3407 nucleotides long. RefSeq lists its product as uncharacterized. The record is from RefSeq and is a predicted model, not a curated record. The coding region runs from base 577 to 1560 and encodes 327 amino acids. The transcript has 6 exons. Lineage: Eukaryota; Metazoa; Arthropoda; Insecta; Hymenoptera; Vespidae.